CUACCUUGCUGCUUUCUUCACCGUGGAUUGAUCACAAGGCCCUGCUAUCGCAGUCCAUUUCUGUCGAAUAAAAAGUGAGAUUGUUUUGUGGACACAAAAAUUCAUGUAUUUAGUAGACUGUCAUUUUAAGCUUGUUCCCUCUGAUUCUGGGAGCCCCAAAGGAAAUAUUGAAGGAAAACAAAAUUGUGCUUUACCUUGGUCUUUGAAGGUUGCAGGAGCUUCUAUAUUGAUUUCUUUUGCUGUUCUGAAGGCUACUUGGUAUGGGAGUUGUGACUGUUUCAAGCUCUGCAGCACGAUCUCCUCUUCGGCUGGGCGCAAUAUUCUCCAAUCACAAUUCGUCAUCGAAAAGACCAUCGAUUGUUGCUUUUAAAGUGGAUAAGCACACUGACACUACUCUGGUCUCACCUCACGAGCAAGUGAUCCUGCCUGUGGAGAGUAAUAACAGAAACCAGAAAAGAUCAGGAAAAACAAGCAAAUCUUUGAAGAGAGUUAAAGCUGUCUUUAUUGAUGAAGCUACUCCCUGCACUUGGGAUGUGGAUUACUAUGAGGCUGCUGCUAAACUUGAAAACAUAUUCAAGCUUAGCUCUGUGACAGAGGAUACCGAUGUGGAAUGUGAAGAUGGCAGACCGAAAAGACGCCAGCAAAGGAGGAAAAAACCAGACAAGAGACCAGGUGAUGGCAUAGUCAGGAACCAUACUAGGAGGAUUAAGCGACUAGAUCUAGACAAGAGGAUAGCAUUGAAAAGUAACAAGGAGGACAAAGCAACUCCUUCAUUAAGGAAACAAAAAGAUACUGUAAGUGAAGCUGAUGAAACUGAUGAUCUUGUUAGAAACUACCCUGCGUCAACUGAUAUGGUAAGUUUGGACUGGAAAAAAAUGAAGAUUCCUCCUGUUCUUAGUUCAUCAGAGCAUACCCGUUUGUUCAAGUUGGUUCAACCAAUGAAGGAACUUAUUCAAGUACAAGAAGAGCUGCAGAAAGAGUUGGGAAGAGAACCAACUGAAGGAGAAUUGGUCGAUGCAACAAAUAUGAAUGUAAUUCAAGUGAGGAGGCAACUGGAGGUUGGUCGUGCUGCCAGAAACAAUCUCAUCAAGCAUAAUCUUCGCCUUGUACUGUUUGUGAUCAACAAAUACUUUGAAGAUUUUGCAACUGGUCCAAAAUUUCAAGACCUUUGUCAAGCAGGUGUCAAGGGACUCAUGACAGCAAUCGACCGCUUUGAACCAAAGAGGAGAUUCCGGCUAUCAACUUAUGCUUUAUUUUGGAUAAGACAUGCUAUUAUUCGGUCAAUGACUCUCUCAAGCUUCACACGUGUCUCAUUUGGACUCGACUCGGUAAGAGUUGAUAUUCAAAGAGCUAAACUUGAGUUAUCAUGUGAGCAUCAUAGAUUACCAACAGAGGAAGAGAUUAUUGCAAAAGUUGGCAUCUCGCCUGAGAGGUACCUAGAAGUAAUGAGGGCUAUAAAACCAGUUUACUCUCUCCAUUCUAGGCACUCGACUACAUCAGAAGAGUUUAUCAAUGCGAUCACUGAUGUAGAAGGUACUGGAGGUGACAACCAGCGGCAACCAGCUCUUCUGAGGCUUGCUCUUGACGAUGUGCUUGAUUCUCUUAAGCCAAAGGAGAGCUUGGUGAUCAGACAAAGAUACGGUCUUGACGGGAAAGGAAACCGAACAUUAGGUGAGAUAGCAGGAAAUCUAAAUAUUUCAAGAGAGAUGGUGCGGAAGCACGAAGUUAAAGCUCUGAUGAAGCUCAAACAUCCUGCAAGAGUGGAUUACCUUCGUCGGCAUUUAAUCUGAAUCGAUGAGAACCUCAUGCUUUGUUUCAAUGAUCUUGUAGUCUGCAUAAUUUCUUAUGGCCAAAACAUCUCAAGGAGCAAGAGAUUUGUACCAUAUAUUUGUAACUAUGAUUCAUAUUUUGCAGUACAUUCAAUUGGCAGAUCUGCUACUUGUAGGCACAAGGGAGUUUGAUAGGAGAAGAAUAGCAAUUAAAACACAGGAAUGGUUGUACCUUUGUAUACAUAUAUGUGAUAAAAAUAUCUUAUACUGUUUAU
Cucurbita pepo subsp. pepo (vegetable marrow) is the source of this 2044-nucleotide messenger RNA. Its product is annotated as RNA polymerase sigma factor sigE, chloroplastic/mitochondrial. Gene Ontology annotation, molecular function: DNA-binding transcription factor activity. NCBI's taxonomy places the organism in Eukaryota, Viridiplantae, Streptophyta, Magnoliopsida, Cucurbitales, Cucurbitaceae. Gene Ontology annotation, biological process: DNA-templated transcription initiation; regulation of DNA-templated transcription. The record is from RefSeq and is a predicted model, not a curated record.